AUGGUGGCUGCUUUGUUGCGUAUUCCGUUGGCGGUUGCCGCGUGGGCGAAAGAAUCUCCGGCCGCAUUGGUCCUCGGCGCAGGCCGCAUGGCCCCAGAUUCAGCCAUGUCGCCAAUGUUUUCCAGGAAGGAAGUCAGCCUAAAUGUCUUGGCGCUUGGAACUGGUGGAUCGAAGCGGAAAGGUAACAUUCCGCCGCCACCAUCAGCUGCGCAGGAAUAG
Molecule: messenger RNA, 219 nt
Organism: Penicillium daleae
Lineage: Eukaryota; Fungi; Ascomycota; Eurotiomycetes; Eurotiales; Aspergillaceae
Exons: 1
Coding region: 1-219 (72 amino acids)
Source: RefSeq, a predicted model, not a curated record